AUGGCGGCGCGGCCGCCGCCCAGCCCGGCCACCACCCCACACCGCCACCACCAGGUCCACAACCACCUCCGCCUGGCGGCCAGGCCCGGCCGCCGCAACCGCCAGCUCACCCGCUCCUUCCCGGAGCCGCUCCCCAAUCCCCCACCAUCCCCGAACCCCCCGAACCCGCUCCUCUCCCUCCUCACCGCCGUGCCCGACUGGGCCGACGCCGUCUCCGAGCGGCGCAUACGGGAGCCGCGGCCGCUGUACACGCACGAGCAGUGGCGGGAGCACCGCAGCUCGCUGCGCCACCUGCGGCACCUCCUCUCGUCGCUCUCCUCCCGGGUCAUACUCUCCCUCGUCCCGCCCGUCUCCGCCUUCACCGCCUUCGCCGCCGCCGUCGCCACCUACAACACGCUCGCCCCGGACUACGCGCUCACCGCCUCCUCCCUCCCCUACCAGCUCACGGCCCCCGCGCUCGCGCUCCUCCUCGUCUUCCGCACCGAGGCCUCCUACGCGCGCUUCGACGAGGGCCGCAAGGCCUGGAUGCGCGUCCUCGCCGGCGCCACCGAGCUCGCCGGCAUGGUCAUGCAUUCCUGCGGCGCCGGUGAGCGCGGGGACAACGACACCGGCACGGGCGCGCUCGUCAACUACAUCCUCGCCUUCCCCGUCGCGCUCAAGUGUCAUAUCACUAGCAACUCCGACAUCAGAAAGGACCUUCAGGGCUUGCUCGCAGAGGACGACCUGAAUGUUAUCAUGAGCUCAAAACACCGGCCUCGUUGCAUCAUUGAGUUCAUUUCGCAGAGUCUCCAGAUGUUAGAUUUCGAGGAACAUAAGCGGAGCAUCAUGGAGUCUAAACUGUCUUGUUUCCUUGAAGGAAUUUGUGUGUGCGAGCAGAUCAUCGGGAUUCCUGUUCCUCUGUCAUACACUAGGCUUACUUCGCGGUUUCUUGUCCUGUGGCAUCUCACACUUCCAAUCAUACUAUGGGCAGAAUGUAAAUGGAUAGUCGUUCCAGCUACUUUUGUCAGUGCUGCCUCCUUAUUCUGCAUCGAGGAAGUGGGGGUUCUCAUCGAGGAGCCGUUCCCGAUGCUAGCUCUCGACGCGCAGUGCCAGCAGCUCCACGACAGCAUGCGCGACAUGAUGUCGGUGCAAGGCCUGGUCCGAAAGCAACUGGUGGCCAAGACCAAGGGCCGCGGCAGAGGCGGUAGGCUCCCGCAGAACGGCUGGCCCGUCUCCAGCUCCAGGAGCGAGCAGGUGAAGGUCGACUGA
This is a messenger RNA of Triticum turgidum subsp. durum (durum wheat), 1248 nucleotides long. The record is from the annotation of a GenBank genome assembly. Lineage: Eukaryota; Viridiplantae; Streptophyta; Magnoliopsida; Poales; Poaceae.